AUGUUGACAAGUCUCCAAGGGUCUUUAUGGGCUCGACCCGCAUCUCCCAGUGUUUUCAGUCCUGUGUCUGUGUCCGCAGAUGUGUUCCAGGUGAUUGGCCCCUCCAAACCCAUAGUAGCAGUGUUGGGUGGUGAUGCCAUUCUGCCCUGCUCCCUGUGGCCAGCCAUGAAUGCAGAAGACAUGGAGCUGUGGUGGUUCCGUUCCACAUUCACAGAAGCAGUGCUCGUCUAUCAGAAUGGCCAGGAGCUGGACGAGGAGCAGCUGCCCCAGUAUGCAGGGCGGACCUCACUGGUGAGGGAUUUCCUCUCUCGGGGUGAGGCUGCUGUGCACAUCCAGAACAUACAGGUUUCAGACAAUGGCAAGUACACUUGCCUCUUCAAACAAGGAGGACAAUAUGAAGAGGCCAUUUUAGAACUGCAGGUGGCAGGCUUGGGCUCUGCCCCACAAGUGCACAUUGAAGGGCCAGAGAAGGACGGAGUUCGUGUGGUGUGCAAGGCUUCAGGGUGGUUCCCAAAGCCCCAGGUGCAGUGGAGAGACGUCCGUGGAGAGAAGUUCCCGGAGUUCUCUGAGGACCACACCCAAGACACAGCAGGGCUGUUCAGCGUGGAGGCUGCUCUGGUGGUGAGAGACAGCUCUGCAGGGGAUGUGACCUGCUCCAUCCUCAAUCCCAUCCUGGGCCAGGAGAAGGUCAUGGCCAUCCCGAUCCCAGAGCCCUUCUUCCCUCAGGCCUCUCCCGGGAAGGCAGCUUUCGCUGUGAGCCUGACUGUGCUGGGGCUGCUACUUGUUGGAGCUGGCUGGGUCACCAAGAGAGAGCAUUCUGCAAAGGUGCGGGAGAGGCAGAGACAGAAGGAUCUGUGCCGGGCUAAGCAGGAAUACCAGCAGGCAAAGGAGGAGGCGCUGAAGUCCAGAGAUGAGCUCCAGGCAGAACUCGGUUGGAGGAAGGCAGCAUUCCGGGCUGGCUGGAGGAAGGCGCAGCUGUAUGCUGACUGGCGAAAGGAAGAGUUCCAGGCCUGGUCUGUCACUCUGGAUCCAAGUUCUGCCAAUGCUGACCUUGCCAUCUCUUUUGCAAAGACAAGCGUGACCUGGAAAUACAAAAAUUUGGAUUUAUGGGGGAAAUACAGUAUUUUGGGCCUUGAGGGCAUCAUGUCAGGAAGAUGCUACUGGGAGGUGGAGAUCAGGGCUGAACAGUGUAGGAACUGGGCUCUGGGGGUUUGUAUAGAGAAUGUGGGAAGGACAGGCAAUUAUAGAGAGUCUCCACAGGAGGGAUUCUGGGUUGUGGAGUGGUUUCUUGGUUCAUGCAUUGUCUUUACUGAGAACUCAAUGCUUUUAUCCCUUAGACAGGAUCCUUGCAGGGUUGGGAUCUUUCUGGAUUACAGUGAAGGGGAUGUCUCCUUCUACAAUAUGACUGAUGGGUCCCAUAUUUUCUCCUUCUCCUCAGCUUCAUUUUCUGGACCCCUCUUCCCAUACUUCAGAGUUAGGACAGGAGAAGUGACCCUGAGCAUCUGCUCCCCAUUGGGUGGGUCUGAGGAGCUCCCUGUGGCCCUGAGUGAUUCUCCUCUUUUGGAGGAGACUGGGAGGCUCUCAGGGGAAGUAUGCAGUUUAGUCUGUGGUGCUGAGAGUGCUGCCCCAUGGAUUGAGUCUCCAUUACUUCCCUACCCGCCAUAG
Molecule: messenger RNA, 1665 nt
Organism: Ochotona curzoniae (black-lipped pika)
Lineage: Eukaryota; Metazoa; Chordata; Mammalia; Lagomorpha; Ochotonidae
Product: butyrophilin-like protein 1
Exons: 8
Coding region: 1-1665 (554 amino acids)
Biological process (GO): regulation of cytokine production; T cell receptor signaling pathway
Cellular component (GO): external side of plasma membrane
Molecular function (GO): signaling receptor binding
Source: RefSeq, a predicted model, not a curated record